Carica papaya (papaya) is the source of this 2525-nucleotide messenger RNA. The record is from RefSeq and is a predicted model, not a curated record. NCBI's taxonomy places the organism in Eukaryota, Viridiplantae, Streptophyta, Magnoliopsida, Brassicales, Caricaceae.
CCUUAAUUGGUAGCUGACGGUACCUGAACCUGAUCCCUUGUUUGGUUCCUAGGAAAAUAAAGGGAAAAAAAUGACUCUACUUUCCUCAAUUCUUCACAGACGAAUCCCCUCCCAAAGAUCCCACCUUUACUCUAAAUUUUCAUGUUAUACCAGAGAAUUCUCCAACAGAGACACAACUAUACCGGUCAUGACUCGAAACAACUGCCGGUUCCAGUGCGGUCACCGGCCGGUCUAGUCUCUGCACUUUUCUCCGAUUCUCUUUUUUAAAAAGCAUCAACCAACUCCGGGUGAUACGCAACUGGAAGUUCCGGUUUCUCUGUUACUAAAACCGGUCCGCUUCCCCUAUUGACCGGAUCACCCGGUAAACCCGGAGCUGAUGAUAUCAUAAUAGUUCAACCAACCGGCUGCUAACCCUUGCCCUAACCCGUCUAUCCGGUUGAUAAAGUCUGGGUUUUUAUAACUUCCGUAACUCGGGUUCUCUUCUCCGCUGAACAAAACCUCCUUUAGCUUUCAAAUAGAAGACCCAAGUUGUUGUAAUAAUGGCAUCACCUGAUAUGGAACCAAUACCCAUAACAUCACAGAAACAUGACCCGGCAUGGAAACACUGUCUGAUGUAUAAGAACGGAGACAGGAUACAGUUAAAGUGUGUGUAUUGUGGGAAGAUGUUUAAAGGGGGUGGGAUUCAUAGGAUUAAGGAACACUUAGCUGGUCACAAGGGCAAUGCUUCGACUUGUUUACGUGUUCCACCUGAUGUUCGUCUUACAAUGCAAGAAAGUUUAGAUGGGGUUGUAGUCAAGAAGAGAAAGAAACAGAAGAUUGCGGAGGAGAUAACGAGUACUGCCUUAGUUGCUACUGAGACAGACACUUUUGGUAAUCAGUGUGAUAUUGAUGUUAAUACAGGGCUGCAAUUGAUUGGAGUUCCGAGCACGAUUGAGCCCACUUCUAGUUUAUUAGUUAACAAUGAAGGUACAGUUAAUAGUAGCGGAGAUAGGAGAAAGAGAGGGAGACCGAAACUUUCCUCAGUCAAUGCCAAUGAUGUUGUUGUUAAUGGUGUUGAGUAUGGUGCAAGAAGGAUGAGCAAUAAUAUUCAUAUGGCGAUAGGACGGUUUUUAUAUGAUAUUGGUGCACCUCUAGAUGCUGUGAACUCGGUGUAUUUCCAGCCAAUGGUUGAUGCCAUUGCGUCUGGAGGAGCAGAAGUCGUGCUGCCAACAAAUCAAGAUCUUCGGGGUUGGAUAUUGAAGAAUUCAGUUGAAGAAGUGAAGAAUGAUAUUGAGAAAUUGAAGGCUGGAUGGGGAAGAACUGGUUGUUCUAUUUUGGUUGAUCAAUGGAGCACUGAAAUGGGUAGAAUCUUGCUAAAUUUUUUGGUGUAUUGUCCUGAAGGAACAGUGUUUUUGAAAUCUGUAGAUGCAUCUGGGAUUAUAAAUUCCUCUGAUGCUCUCUAUGAAUUACUUAAGCAAGUCGUAGAAGAAGUUGAUGUGAGAAAUGUGCUGCAGGUAAUCACUAACAUUGAUGAGCAAUAUGUAGUUGCUGGAAGAAGAUUAACAGAAACUUUCCCUACACUAUACUGGACACCCUGUGCAUUUCACUGCCUAGAUUUGAUACUUGAGGAUUUUGCUAAACUGGAGUGGAUAAGUGCAAAUGAACAAGCUAGAUCCAUAUCAAGAUUUGUCUAUAAUCAUAGUGUGGUUUUGAAUAUGCUCAGAAGGUAUACAUUUGGAAAUGAUAUUGUAGAACUGGGACCUACUCGGUCUGCAACAAACUUUAUAACAUUGAACAGGAUGGUUUGUCUUAAACACAAUCUGCAGGCUAUGGCUACCUCACAAGAAUGGGUGGACUGCCCAUAUUCGAAGAAACCAGGGGGCUUGGAAAUGUUAGAUAUAGUCAGUAAUCAGUCAUUUUGGUCUUCUUGUAUCCUCAUUACCCAGUUAACAAAUCCUCUAUUACGAGUGUUGAGAAUAGUCAGCAGUGAGAAGAGACCUGCAAUUGGAUAUGUCUAUGCAGCAAUAUAUAGGGCAAAAGAAACUAUAAAGAAAGAACUCAUCAAGAGGGAUGAUUAUAUGGUGUACUGGAAUAUUAUUGAUCAUUGGUGGGAGCAACAAUGGCAUCAUCCUCUUCAUGGUGCAGGUUUUUUCCUUAACCCCAAGUUCUUUUAUAGCAUUGAAGGAGACAUUUAUGGUGAGAUCCAGUCUGGCAUGUUCGAUUGCAUUGAGAGAUUGGUUCCUGAUAUAAAAGUCCAAGAUAAAAUUACCAAAGAGAUGAAUUCUUAUAAGAAUGCCAUUGGAGAUUUUGGGAGAAAAAUGGCAGUUAGAGCAAGAGAUACUCUGCUUCCUGGUGGUAUGUCAGAUGUAAGUAAUAGGAUUUGCAUGUUCAUGAAAUGUGAUAAGAAAAAGGAGAAAGAAGGUGUUAAGCUUAAUCUGGAGGAGGAUGAAGUGGAAGAUAGUUUUCAUGUUGGAGUGAUUUUUACCUCUAUGAACUGGAUUGGAAUUUGCAUCCAGGAGCCUAUCAUUUUGCUGUUGCUUGCUUGA